AUGAAUUCUAUAAUUUUAAUAUUAGCUAGCAGAUAAGAAUAUAUAUUUCACCUUUAAAUAUUGGAGGCUCAGAUUAAUUCAAUGACUAGUAAUGACCGAUCAAUUUUGGUCUAAAAAUUAUAAUAUAAGAUUCUAAAAGUAGAAUAGAAAAGAAUUUAAAUAGAAUCACAAACUUUAUUGAAUUAUUCUGAGCCAAGAAAAAUUUUAUAGAAGCUUGUGAAAAAAUAUAUUAAAAUCCAAGGUUAUUAUUACUAAAAAUUGCAAGUAUUAAGACAUGUAAAUAGUUAUACUUCCCAAUAUUCAGUUAAAGAAAAUAAUUUUUACCAAUGCAGAGAAACUAAUUAUUUAAAAUAGCAAGCAAUACUACUAUGAGUUCUACUGAAAUCAUACAAAUAAUUAUCAAUCUAUAAAAAGAAAGGUUAGUUCAUUAAAUUGAUUCUUUAGUUAAAUCCAUAAAUAGAAAUGAAGCCAUUUAGUAUUCUAAUUUAUAUAAAUUUAGAACUGAUUUAAUUACAAAUAGAAAUGAGAAGUUCUGUUAAGAUCCAAUUUAGAGUUUGGAUUACUUAAAUCAUAUUCAUUUAACUUAUUAUUUGAUAAAUAAACCAACUUCAAAAAAUGAUCCUUAUGAUAUAAUGAAUUUAGAUGAAUAAACAAAAGAAUAUUUAACAUCAGGUUUUAAAAGUUAUGUUUGUUGUUUAACAAAGACUAAAAAUGUAUUUAUUCCAAUUGAAACAACUUAAGAAAUUACUUUAUUUAGAUAUGAAAAAUAUUAAAAAAUUUUAAAUGAAUAAAAUUAUGCUCUCAAUAAAAGAAUUACCAAAUUUUACUUUAAAAAUUAUCAAUAAAUUUAAUCAACCCUUGAAAAAUAAAUAAUAUGUUCAGUGCAUCGUUUGCCAAUAAGAUAACAAUAAAAAUAAAAUAAAAGGAAUAUUUUUCACAAAAUGAGAUUAAGUAAAUAAGAAAACGAAGGUAGAAAUUCUAGAACUUUUUAAGAUGGAUUUUAAACUGAUAAAGAACCAUAUAUAGGUAAUUCAGUAGGAAUGGAAUCAUAAGGUGAAAUAUUAACACAUUUAAAGAAUAUUGUACUUUCUUCAUCAAAAACAAGAGAAUAGAAAAGCAUUAAUGAAAAUAAAAAAUUUAUUCUUCGAGAAAGUUUUAUAAGAUAUGAACAAGAAUAGAUUUAAAGUUAAUUAGUCUUAUGUGGUAAAUCAAUGAAAUUUCCUAAUAAUGAUUAAGAGAAAAAAAGAAUCUUUAGUAACAUCUUUGAAAACAAAGAUCAUGUUCAUAAUGCUUCUAAAGAUAAAUCUGGAGAAUAAGUUUCAACAAAAAAUUAAAAAUUCUAAAAAUUAGGUUUGAGUAAUAAAUAUCAUUUAAUAAAAAUAAAACAAAAUUGUAGUCAACUUAAAUUAUAACAAUUAUAGAUUUAAAAUUGA
Messenger RNA from Paramecium sonneborni, 1433 nucleotides. NCBI's taxonomy places the organism in Eukaryota, Ciliophora, Oligohymenophorea, Peniculida, Parameciidae. The record is from the annotation of a GenBank genome assembly.